Messenger RNA from Ilex paraguariensis (yerba mate), 713 nucleotides. The record is from the annotation of a GenBank genome assembly. NCBI's taxonomy places the organism in Eukaryota, Viridiplantae, Streptophyta, Magnoliopsida, Aquifoliales, Aquifoliaceae.
AUGAAUCUUUUGAGACAGAUUAAGGAUCUUUUGGGGAUGGUUGAGUUUGAGUCGAGGCAUGUGUAUAGAGAAGCCAAUAUGGUUGCUGAUAGUUUGGCGAAUCAGGCAGUCUCUGUUACUCAUUUUUCAGCCAAGUAUUUUAAGGGACAGCAUUUGCUCAGGAACAUUGGGAAUGUGCAUCCUAAAUGUUUCAGAAUAUUAAUCCCUUGGUUUGAAGUUGUGGUUGCAAAUACAAAGCUUUUGGUAGGAAAUGGCUGCACUGCAGAUUUUUUGUUGGAAGAAGUUCAAGUUUAUGGUAUUUCAUUAGCUUCGCAGAAUGAUAGACUGAUUUGGCAGCUAAAUUCUAUGGGAAAAUUUUCAGUUAGAACAACAUGGGAGCUUGUUCGAAUUAAAGGAAUGGCCAAUCUUGCAGGGGAAAUUAAUGAUGCAGACUCUUAACGUUCAUUCUUAAAUUACAGCAGUUAUUCGAAUUAAGUGGGUCAGCUGGUUAUGUCCUCCCACUAGCAAACUCAAAUUGAUUGCUGCUGUUUGGACUCUCGGCUGUCUGCCUUCAACUGCCUCAGCUGCUUCAGAUGGGCUCCUUUUUGCUUCAGCUGGAACCGCUUUUCUGUUUCAGUUGGAUUCACAUAGCUAGAGUAGCUCAGCAGUCUGAUUGGUUCGCCUUUUGCUUUUCUUUCCUUAUUUUAUGUAAUUAGAUUGCAUCGAGAGAUAAG